AUCGGCAUUCGUUGGUUUGCAACGUGACGACCAUGAAGCCAACUUUCAUUCAUGCUCAAACAUCGGGCCGUGUUAGGUGUUUAAGAGUGAACUUUUGAUGUUGCAUGGUAAAAAAAUUUGUGUGCGUAGGAGAAGAACAAAUAAAAAGAUUGCGAAUUCCUUUCGAUAAGGAUAGGUACAAUCUAGGAGCAGGUGUGUAUUUCAACAAUACAAGAAAGUGAAAAUAUUCGAGGUUUGAUAGUCGCAACGGAAAGAUAAACUAGACAAUAGAGCGGUAACCGACAUUAUUGUAUGUGUAAAACAAGUUUGUGGAGAACGUGCUUUUCGUAGCGCUAAGUGUCCAGUCUCAAAUUCCUGAGAUAUUGAAAAGAGCACGGUAAAGGACAUGGCCGAUGCAAUAUACGUUGGCGGUGUUGAAGGCGGAGCAACACACUCGAAGUUAGUGAUAUGCGAUUUGUCUGGGAAUGUUGUCGCUUCUUCCAAGGGCCCUGGUACCAAUCAUUGGAUGGUUGGAAUUCCCGAAGUUGCGAAACGCAUCAAUACCAUGACUCGGGAGGCCAAAAUCCAGGCACUUAUUCCGGAUAAUCACAGGUUAGCAGCGAUGGGGCUGUGUCUCAGCGGUGCAGAGCAGGAAGCUACCAACAAGGAAUUGGAAAACUACCUAUGUACACAUUAUGCAGAUUUGGCGGAGCGUUACACAGUGGGCAGUGAUACGAUUGGAAGCAUAGCGACCGCCUCGAACAUCGGUGGAAUGGUAAUCAUUUCAGGAACUGGAUCGAAUACGUUACUGCGGAAUCCAGACGGGAGUACCUAUGGAUGUGGUGGAUGGGGACACAUGAUUGGUGAUGAGGGUGGAGCAUGGUGGAUCUCGAAAACAGCCAUUAAAACUGUGUUUGACCAUGAAGACAAUUUACAUCAUAGUAAUCUGAGUAUCGAUAGGGUUUGGAAGCUUAUCCAGGAACACUUUGGCGUGAAAACAAGAUUAGAUCUGUUAGAUCAUUGCUAUGCCAAAUUUUGUAAACCAACGUAUUCAGGUCUAUGCGCAAAACUGUCGGCAUGUGCUAAAGAGGAGGGCGAUCCACUUUGUCGGCAGCUAUUUGAAGAUGCCGGUAAAGAGCUUGCCCGCUCAGUUUGUGCACUAUCGCCUCGUAUUAGUCCAGCUUUGAUUAGUAAAUGUGGUGAAGUGGACAUUGUUUGCGUCGGUUCCGUGUGGCUUAGCUGGGAACUGUUGGAACCUGGAUUCACAAAAGAAUUGGAAAGAGCUAAAUUUAAAUAUGAUCUGAAACUUCUGAAGCUAACCAAUACAAUGGCUCUUGGUGCUGCAUACAUAGCUGCAGAUACGUAUGGUCUGCAGCUGCCCAGAGAUUAUACUAAAAACUACGAGAUAUUUUAUGGUCACAAAGCCGUACUAAAUGGCAACAAUGGAACUAAUAAUACGAAAACGACUGGAACAAACAAGACAAGCAACGGAAAUUCCAUAGAACUAAAUAAUGGAACAUCUAAUAAAACAAACGGCUCUAGCAAUUGCCAGAAAGCUGUAUGAAUGAUUCCAUGUUUUUGGUGAGGAACAGAAAAUAAGAAUUUAAAGUUUGUAUAGACGCAAUUCAAAAUCACCGGUUUAGUAAAUAUUAGAAAAAAUAUAGUGAAAUGCACAUAAGUAUUGCCGUACAAUAAGUCAAAAAAUAAUUUAAAUUUUUUACAAGUUCAUAUAUUUACAGUUAAAUUAUACAUUGUCAAAUAAA
Molecule: messenger RNA, 1742 nt
Organism: Malaya genurostris
Lineage: Eukaryota; Metazoa; Arthropoda; Insecta; Diptera; Culicidae
Product: N-acetyl-D-glucosamine kinase
Exons: 4
Coding region: 386-1543 (385 amino acids)
Molecular function (GO): N-acetylglucosamine kinase activity
Source: RefSeq, a predicted model, not a curated record